Messenger RNA from Chiloscyllium plagiosum (whitespotted bambooshark), 1150 nucleotides. The record is from RefSeq and is a predicted model, not a curated record. Lineage: Eukaryota; Metazoa; Chordata; Chondrichthyes; Orectolobiformes; Hemiscylliidae.
AUGUCAAAACAUAAAUACAUUGACUUUUUCGCUCUCUCUUCCCCCAACCCCACCUCCUCCUCACACCGCCCCCGCCCCCCGCCUCCAGCCCCUGCCUCGCUAACUCUGGACCUAGACACGGCUAACCCUUGGCUCCUGGUUUCCGAGGACCACACCAGUGUGAGGCUGGGGGAUAAAGAGCAGGAGGUACCCGAUAUCCCGCAGAGGUUUGACCGCGGAGCGUUUGUGCUUGGCUCAGUGGGGUUCACGUCCGGCAGGCACUACUGGCAGGUGGAGGUGGCCAACAAGAGCUGGUGGGGAGUGGGGCUGGCCUCAGAGUCUGCGCCCAGGAAGGGCGAGAUUGACCCCACGCCCGAGAGCGGCUUCUGGACCGUCUGGCUGUUCCCCCGGCAGGGCUGGGUGGCCCGUACUGCCCCGUCGCUGACCCCCCUCGGCCUGGACGCCAGCCCCAGGAAGGUGGGAGUCCUCCUGGACUACGGGGCUGGGCAGGUCUCGUUCUACAAUGCGGACAACAUGUCCCAUGUCCACACCUACACCCACCCCUUCACCGGGAGGCUGUACCCCUUCUUCUGCCCCGGACCCAACAAGGACGGGUCCAACUCGGCCCCCCUGAGCAUCUGCGGUGCCAGAGGUCAAUAAAUCCCACCAUCCCAACUGUUUCCGGCUCUCCGGAUCCCACAGGUCCAUCCUUUCGGGGUUCCCGGGAGGGGAGGUUGGGGUGGGAGGUUGGGGGGGAGAAUGGGGGUGCGAAAGAGACACCUCCAGCGAUUGGGGGUGGGGGGGGUGGUGUUAAUGCUUAAAAGACCAACUCCAGGAUGGGGUUGUCUGGAGCCCUGUGGCGUUGUGGCUUUCCAUUGCAGAGAGCUGGGCAGGUUCACCAGCCCUCCUUGAGCGAGGACGUUUCUUCAUUUCACUGCCAAAUGGUUUACCCUGUACUCCGAGACCCCCUUGCUCUAGACCCCAGCCCCUGCCCCCUUCCCUCCAGUGAAGGUGACCAUCCAAGUCUCUUCCUGGCUCGUUGGAAUUAUAUAUGCAUUUUACAGAAAUCCUUUCUCAUCCAGGCCCGACCACUGUCAGGCGUGGAACUGGAUAGUGUUGAAAUGUCCCUAGUUGGACUCCAAUUGGAAAGUUGGUGAGGGGAGAGAGGAGU